Molecule: messenger RNA, 4111 nt
Organism: Clarias gariepinus (North African catfish)
Lineage: Eukaryota; Metazoa; Chordata; Actinopteri; Siluriformes; Clariidae
Gene: agpat3
Product: 1-acylglycerol-3-phosphate O-acyltransferase 3
Exons: 10
Coding region: 341-1474 (377 amino acids)
Cellular component (GO): endomembrane system; endoplasmic reticulum
Molecular function (GO): 1-acylglycerol-3-phosphate O-acyltransferase activity
Source: RefSeq, a predicted model, not a curated record
GGAAAAGCAGCGCUCUAGCCUGGGGCUCCUCUUUACAAACUUUUCCUUAAGGUCCUAGUGGAUUUUCUAGUUCACACAGAGAAAGUGUCCGCCGCAGAACUGCACUUUCAAGCGAUUUUGUGUCCUUCUAAAGAGAAAAAAAGCUCUGAGCUAAGAGCCAAGUUCGCUCUCAUGCCCGUUAAAACUGAAACCCUGGCAUAGUCCCGGAGUCGGCGAGGCAUGCCGCCACAGCUACAAGGUCUGUGGUGUUGAGUGACGGGCCGUGUAGAAGAGGACUGUAAGGAGGAACAACCCGUUGUGGUGCGCGUGUAUGUGUGUGUAAGGCGAGAGCUUGUCCGUCAUGGGUUUGUUGGCCUGGCUGAAGAGCCAGUUCAUCCUGCAGCUCUUCAUCGGCUUCGUAUUCGUGGUCAGCGGCCUCAUCAUCAACUUCAUUCAGCUGUGCACCUGCGUGCUUUGGCCAUUCAACAAGCAGCUCUACCGCAAGAUCAACACUCGCUUGUCCUAUUCACUAUGGAGCCAGUUGGUGAUGCUUCUAGAGUGGUGGUCAGGGACAGAAUGCACACUCUAUUCUGACCAGGCCACAAUAGACCAGUUCGGAAAAGAGCACGUCAUCAUCAUCCUCAACCACAACUACGAAAUUGAUUUCCUAUGCGGCUGGACCAUGUGUGAGCGAUACGGCGUGCUGGGGAGUUCUAAGGUGCUGGCGAAGCGCGAACUUCUGAAGGUUCCUCUAAUCGGCUGGACCUGGUACUUCCUGGAGAUCGUGUUUUGCAAGAGAAAUUGGGAGGAGGACAGGGAGACGGUGUUUAAUGGGCUCAAACAACUUAGGGAUUAUCCUGAGUACAUGUGGUUCCUGCUGUAUUGUGAGGGAACACGGUUUACAGAGAAAAAGCACCAGAUCAGCAUGCAGGUGGCCGAAAGUAAAGGUCUCCCCAAGCUCAAAUACCACCUACUGCCACGCACCAAGGGCUUUACCACCGCACUGCAAUGCCUGAAGGGAACAGUCCAAGCGGUGUAUGACGUCACGCUGAACUUUAAAGAUAAGGAGACCCCUACACUUCUAGGAAUCAUCAAUGGGAAGAAAUACAAAGCUGACAUGAGAGUUCGGCGUUUUCCAGUCGAGGAGAUCCCUGAGGAUGAGAAGGAGUGUGCCGACUGGCUUCACAAGCUCUAUCAGGAGAAGGAUCAAUUGCAAGAGCACUAUUUUAAAGAAGGAUGUUUCCCGGGAUCUGUUAUCAAGCCCAAACGCCGACUAUGGACCUUGCUCAACUUCCUGUUCUGGGCGACUCUGCUGCUCUCGCCACUCAUCAACUUCGCCUGGGACAUCUUCGUCAGCGGCUCUCCACUCCUCAUCAUCAGCUUCAUGAUCUUCCUCGUUAUUGCUUCUGUAGCUGUGUGCCGUCUCAUCGGCGUGACGGAGGUGAAGAAAACCGGCUCCAGUUAUGGAAAUGCGGAAUCCAAGAAAGAAAACUAGAACUUUCAGCUGGUCUGACUGCCCGUGUCCGCUGUAUCGCUCACUUUCACUGCUAGGGCAUGGAAUCGCCCGCCUGUGCAGUCGUCCUUCUUUUUAACAAAGAACAAAAAAAACAAGAACCAAGCAGGGGGAAAAGAAAAAUAAUAAUAAAAAUGUCAUCAUGACAUUAAAGCAUGUGGGGGUGGGUUGGGGAAUGUAGAUAAUUAGAAGUUUAUAAACAAGAUUACUACUUAUUAAUUAUGAUGAUUAUUAAAACGAACAAAGUAUGAAAGCAUUUGAGAUUAUCGUUUCCCUUUGGCAACCUGCCGGUUGUCCGGGAGGUGGCGUGGCAGCUCCGUCCUCUCCUGCUUAGCUUAGUCUCUCACUAGUUCAGGACCAAUCUCUUUAAAGGUUUCUACAGAGCCAUGUAAUGUCCACUUCCUGUCUGUAACCGUUAUUUUACUCCUGUGCACGGCUCUGCGACUCUCCCACGUCCGGCUGUUUUAACUUGAGAUGUGAAAUGAUGCGACACGAUCAUAUCCAAACUUUACCUAUCAAAACCCAGUUUAAAUACAAAAUAAUACAUACUGAGUACAAAGCAUAGGUGAGAACCAAGCCCCACUGCAUCGUAGUCAGAGCACCUGGGAUGAGUCCUCGAUUGUGGUUAAAAUAACCGCAGGUUUCAAAUUUAAAACACAGGGUCAUGAAGAGAGCUAUAAAUGAAAAGCCAUUCAGUUUGGUUCCUUUGAAUCAUUAUAUUGUGGGUAACUGAGGAGUCAGUUUUCAUUUCAUAUUAAAUCCAUUUCUGUUUAAGAUGUCAAGGACUGCUUGAAAAAAAAAAGUGACAGAAUAACAUAUUUAGUUGGUGCAUGAUGAUAAAAUGUUAAAAAUGGUCUACAUAAUUAAAUCACGUGGAUAGUUUUUAACAUUUAUACAUUUAGUUUUAAGCUGAACUUAACAAAAGUGUGUCGUUGGAUGGGGGACAAAUCGACCAAGGUGAUCAGUUUGUGUAGUUUACUCACUGUGACGAAUGGCUCUGUAACACAUGAGAUUGGACUUAAAAAUGAGUUUUCCCCCCUUCUCCUGUGUUGAGUUGUAAAUAAACAUUUGGACGUCCUCUUUAGCAUUCUUCAAUACAUUUCCUAUUGGAAUUUAGCAAUAGUGAUAAACCAUUUAACUCAUGCGUGGUGGUUUGGUAGAGGUAAAAGAAAAAUCCUAAAUGACCUUCCUUUUUCAAACUAUGUCAAAAGUUCCUAUAAUUGUGUAAAGGUUUUCUUUAUUUGUUUUGUAUUAAAUCUUCAUUGGCAGUUAGUUAGGUUUUUUUAAAAUAAAUACUUGACACAGGGCUGAACUAUAGGAUACGUGGUGAGUUUAACAUUUGCGUUCGGUUUUUCUUAAUGAGAUGAACAGACUUGCACUGGAUUUGCUUUUAUUUAACCAGUUAUCUCAUUUGCUCAUGAAGAUCAACUUUUAUACCACCAAGGUCCACCUGGGCCUUGAUAAUAGUGCAGCUUUUUUUUUCUCAUGCAGAAAACCAUUUGCUACUAAUCUAUGUGGAUUUUGUCAUGCGGGGUUUCAUGUACAUGUUUAUAUGUGUUAAUUUUAUGAUUUUGGGGAAUAGAUUUUGUUCUAUUUUGUGUGCAUUACAUCUGAUCAUUUGCACACAGUUUGUUGGAUCAGCUUUCAUUGUACAAAUCCUGCAUGACGUUAAUGUUUACGAGAGAUACGGUUGACCACUGAAAAAUUAAGUUUGUCUUUUUUUUUUAAUCAAUACCACAAUUUUAAUACUUUCUCUUGUGUAUUCAAAGAUAUCCAGCCCAAUUCAGAGACCACACCUUGGUUGCUUUAUUCAUGUUUAUCACUUUACACUUUUAGCCAGUGUACAGUGUGACGGUUAUUUAUCUUCUAAAGUUUCUUUUUGAAGCACUGAUCUUUUAUUCAAUCACUUCACAUCAUGGACAUUUACUCACAAUGACUGAUUAAAGUCUGCUGUUUUACCAAAAUGUGCUCUGUGAAAGACGACCUCAGUGUGUGAGGCUUGUGUGGAGGAGUGAGAUCGCAAGGAGUGUUUCUCACACAGGGAUUUCAAAUAUGUGAGAUAAAAUCCUCUUUGAAAAGAUUUGAGGUUUGCUAUGUGGAUGAAGAUUGUGUAGAAAUAAUAAAUUAAUAUCGUAAUUCAAAACGCAGCAUUUCCCCACUUUUUUGUGUUAUGUACCAAACCAAUUAAAGAAUUCAGUAAGUGAUAGAAACUGGUGUGAUUUCAUCUUAUUUAUUUCAAAUCCAAAUGUUACUUACAUUUGUUCUUUAACUAUGUUUACCCUACUGGGUUUGAUCAGUCAGAAAAAGCCUGAGCUUAAAACAUGAAGCCCAUCUAACUUUAAAGGGGCAUGUGACGUUGAUCAGAAUUAACUCAUCGCAUUCAAAUUUGUUCAAAAAUGUGUAAAAAGAUCUGACGUGACUUACUUUUUUUGCAUCACAAAAACCCUGCAAUUUUUACAAUGUGUGUACACUGUUUUUAUAUAUAUAUCCACUGUACAUGUUAAUUUGCUUUCGUAGGUGUUAAAUUACCUCCGGUAGGCUACCAUAGCGCAGACAUCUACAUUUGCCCCUAACAUUCUCAAGCCAUUGUUGAUAAUAUGAGUGGCCUGAAAGUCUGGA